Molecule: messenger RNA, 612 nt
Organism: Trichoderma virens Gv29-8
Lineage: Eukaryota; Fungi; Ascomycota; Sordariomycetes; Hypocreales; Hypocreaceae
Exons: 2
Coding region: 1-612 (203 amino acids)
Molecular function (GO): peptide-methionine (S)-S-oxide reductase activity
Source: RefSeq, a predicted model, not a curated record
AUGCUCAACAUCUUCUCCCGCCUCUCCCGCCCCUUCACCACCGCCUCCCGCCUCUCCAUCGCCCCCGAAUCCUCCUCAGCAGCUCCCGCCAUCCCCGAGGGCGCCCAGCGCUGCACCGUCGCCGCCGGCUGCUACUGGGGCACCGAGCAUCUCUACCGCAGACACUUCUCCGGCAAGGGCCUGAUUGACGCAAAGGUCGGCUUCAUCGGCGGCGACCUGGAGAACCCGACAUACCGCGCCGUCUGCGGCGGAAAGACUGGCCACGCCGAAGCUGCAGAGCUCAUCUUCGAUCCCACCCAAGUCUCCUACCGCCAGCUCAUCGAGUUCUUCUACCGCAUGCACGAUCCCACAACCCUCAACGCCCAGGGCCCCGACACCGGCCCCCAGUACCGCUCUGCCAUCUACUUCCACUCGCCCGAGCAGGAGCAAAUCGCCCGCGAGGUCACUCAGCAGGCAAACGCACAGUGGUGGGACGGCAAGAUUGUGACCGAGAUUGCGCCCGCCGGCCAGUGGUGGACCGCCGAGGAGUACCACCAGCUCUACCUCGAUAAGAACCCCUCGGGCUAUGAGUGCCCGAGCCACUUCUUGAGGCCGUUCAAGGCUCUCGAGUAA